GGAAAAUAACUCCCGCCCGCGCUGAUCGAGACACUGCCUUCACCCGCUUCUUCCCGCCUCGGGCAGACAUACCGCCGAGGAAUGUGCACAGGAGAAAAUAACCAAAAUGUGUCGCGCUAGAGACGAGAAAAUGGCAGAUGAUGAGAAGAACUUCGCUCUAAAAACAAGGUGACUCAACCCGAGUGUUGAUUCAUGUGCACUCAGACUACUCAAAGAGGGAUUUUCGUGCUCAGUAGAGCGUGUUGAAACCAGGGGGAAGGAUUCUCUUUACGAAACUUCACUACACCAAGACACUUGGGGAAAAAUGACUUGAGGCACUACUACCUCGCGCCCACUCACCAAGUUAAGCUGAAUGCAGAUCCAACAAGAUGAGUGCGAUAUCAAUCAAGCUGCGAGAAUUCAAGGGCCAUAAUGUGCAACACAACCCUAUACGUGAAGGAAAGCACGUAACAGGCGUAUGGCCGGGCGAAUACGGACGUAUCCACGCACCCAAGCCGAGAGACAAUCUGACUUUAGGGAAGGGCGUUACACCCCGUCCACAGACUGCGCCAGCUAGACCGACCACGGCCCCGGCACAGAUCAAACAUGCACAGCAAAGAGCACAAGAGUCCAUGAAAACCGGCCGACCUGUGACGGCCUCCGGAGGCCGUCCUGCUGUACAGCGUGACGUGUGGGGGGUUCCGAUUCAGAAGUACCCUGCUAAGUCUACUUACGAGGCAUCUUACGACAGGCGCUGGGCUUUCGGUCACCCUCCCGAGUUACGAGAGAUGAUGAUGAGUAUGAAGCCUCCACCUCCGACACUACAGUCCUACAUGUGGAAGGCGCUGUCUAGUCCUAUGGAGUUCAAAACAACCAAUCCUGACAUCGACAGGCGGCUAUGGCGUCGUCCCGAAACAGCGCCCUCUAACGUCCCUACUAGGAAAGACAUCUUCGGCAACAGAAUGCGUUUCGAGACGACCUACGGCUCGGCAUACAACCAGCCUUUCAAAUUUUCUUGGCGUUGAUAGAACGCCGGCCACCGCAUAGAAAGUGCAAAUGAAACGUGCUUUUACAUUUCUCAGGUCAAUGUUAUGAAAAAGAUGAUUUCGUGAUUAUAUCUUAUGAUUGUCAUUUCCUAUUGAAUAUGGCCACAAAAAGUGUGUAUACUCCUAUGGAGCCAUCCAUGCAACGUGGAAUAAAAUAGUACGAAUCAUCGUAGCAAACUUCAUAGAUGAUGACCACACGUCAGUUUCGCACUCCGCAUGUGUACAGUACAAAGUUUUGCCUUCAAGCUCAAAAGAGAAAUGGCACCUUUUGACGUGCAUUAGAAAUAUCUUAUUACAUUAGAUAGGAAUUGUUAUGCUGUCCACGAUGUGGGCAAUAUCAUUGUCAUCUUUUUCUGUAGAUAAUGUGCACUUCAUAUAUCACAUGUAUUGUAUGUUAUAUGUAGAUUGACCCCAACAACUUCGUCAAUAAAGAUUAUUUGUAAAAGCUUU
This is a messenger RNA of Branchiostoma floridae (Florida lancelet), 1475 nucleotides long. RefSeq lists its product as uncharacterized. The record is from RefSeq and is a predicted model, not a curated record. Bases 369 to 1004 code for a protein of 211 amino acids. The transcript is spliced from 8 exons. Lineage: Eukaryota; Metazoa; Chordata; Leptocardii; Amphioxiformes; Branchiostomatidae.